Xyrichtys novacula (pearly razorfish) is the source of this 14278-nucleotide messenger RNA. The record is from the annotation of a GenBank genome assembly. NCBI's taxonomy places the organism in Eukaryota, Metazoa, Chordata, Actinopteri, Labriformes, Labridae.
GACCGAAAAGGUCUCCCCUCUCUCAGCUCUCUGCCUCCCCCCUUCCUCCUCACCCCUCUCGGCCCUGUGUACAGAGCUCCACAUUGAGUUCAGCCCCUUCAGUUCAGCUGGAGGCUCGGGUUUAUCUGGGACCGAAAGGAAGCCAUUCAGGGGCUGCGCGCCGUCAGGUGAAGGACGGCUCCGUUGCGGACGCUGGGGGAGAGUUAGAGAGGACCGGGAUCUAGGGACUUGACCUUUCCGUGUAAUCUUGGGUUUGUGAGGGCGACAAGGAGCAAUGGCGGUGUUCUCUGCUCUUUGGGUGCUCUUACUGUGCCAGCUUUUGUCAUCAUCUUCAGCCCAGGUAAGAGUCACUGAGUGCUGCAUCCAUCCCGAAAUUCAGCGUCAGGUCUCGCGGUGGUUUUAGCGGGUUGCAUUACCCCACAAUAAAAGUUAACGUGUCUUAUAGAUAGGUAAAGCCUAUGUAAUGUAUAUUGUUUAGAAUUGGCCUGCAGGCCCUCUAUAUUAAAACCUGAUUCAUCAUAUAUUUUCCAGUGCAUGUUAUUCUUCCCCUGUAACCAUCAUAGUCUGACUGUAGAUGUUAAUCUGUCACUCCUCAGGCCUCUCAAUUCUGCCUGAUUGUGUGCAGGUGUCUGUGCUUUUUGCACUCUUUGGUGAAGUUGGGGUUAUGUUUUCUCUGAACCUGAGGAAUGCACAGAUUGGAGAUCAGUGCCCCAGCACACAAUGCCACCUCUGUUCAUUCAGACUCUCAGACUGAGCUGAAACUCAGGGGGUUAUUGAAAAAAUGUUCACUAAAAUAACUUUAUUGUGAAUAGAUGAACUGUAAACUCAUUUAUUUUUGUUUUUAUUUAAAAUAUGUAGCCUUCUCUUUGGGUUCUUUGCAUUUACCGUGGAUGUGGUUGUGUCAAGUCUUACGUAGGUUAAGUUCUGUCCUACAAAUGAAGCAAAAUGAUUUCUUGUUUAUAGUUAAAAUUAAACAUUUCAAGACCAAAAUGUAGGCUACUAAAUUUGCCUUCUUCUGUUUCAUUCAUGCCAUAUUACAAUUUUUUUAAUACAUUGAGUUUCUGUGGCAAUGCCAGGAAAAUUGCAUGUGUAACAGGACUGAAAAGUAAGUCUUCUCUUUGAUGACUUUCUGUUGCAGAGGCCGGGCCCCAGAGGAGCCCCAGGGCCCCAAGGACCUCCAGGGCCACCAGGGAAGGAUGGCACUGAUGUGAGUUGAUCUGAGCUCAGCAUUACUCCCUCUCUAAUUUGUUGUCUAAUUUUUGCCCAGUUUAAAUAUAACCAACUCAUGUGUGAAACAAAUAUGUAAAGUGUUUAUUAAUUAUCCAUGAUGAUUAUCCCUUAUGUUGUCUCAUCUUUUUCACCAAAUAAACUAAAAUUAGAAUAAUAUCAUAUAAUAAGCUCAGUGUCUUCAUGUCCCUCUGAAUUCCCUCUCUGUCUCCUUUGGUCUUUUUGUGUAAAUAUGACUGAAAUUUCUCAAGAUGUUAGUUUUUAUCAUAAUAACUCCUCCCAAAGCUCCUCCUACAACAUACUUCUGUAUGUCAGGUAGAAAGAGUUUAUACAUGUGUCGACUAAAUGGAGCUCUGUGCCAGAAAAACAGCCAGGUUGAUUAUCAUGUCCCCAUGUUCCAUAUCCACAUAAUAUUUUAUUAUGUUAUCAAAAAAGGCUUUUAUAUUCUCUUUAUUUCUUACACUCUGUAUAAUAACAGCCUGUGACUGGGUGUGAUGUGGCUUUGUUUGCUCUGGAGAAAAUUGGAUUAUGGGUAAGCCAAGUUAAAAGAAAAACAUUGGAUACCGGAUACAAGAUAACUCUUAAUCUCUUUACACGUUUAAUCCCCGUGCAUUGAAGCGUUUGGUUUUUGUCAAACUUUUCUCCUCAACUAAAAAGAAGUGACUAUUCAGGAAAUCUGAAAUCUCAGAGUUUCUUUUUUUUUUGAAGUUGUGAUUAUUUUUGGGACUCUGGUGAAGUUUAGGCACACAGAGGGUCCAUUCAUACAUUCCCCAACCCUGUGAGACCAUCUAGAGUUUCUCCUCACACCUCCUUCCCUGCAGCUCCAGCCCCCCUCCUCAAAACCAAACUGAAGCUGUGAUCAUGUGACCAGGUAGCAUCGGGUGGUUUUAGUGGUGUUUGCUCUUCCCCCAGCCACUGCGGGGGGAUAAACAUCAAAUCCUUUAGUCUUCUUCCUCCAUAAUCGAACCAUUUAAGCAUAGAGACUAGUUCAGUCUGUGCUGCAAAUGUGUGGCUGCAAUACUUAUAUUCUUUAUUUCUCAUUGGCAGGGCAAACCUGGGCCUCCUGGACUAUCAGGGAAAGCUGUGAGUAUUCCAACAAGUCUGAUUUGUUUAACUUCUAGACUGUCAGAAAAGUAUGGUGAUUGUGGUCAAACAUGUCCCAAGUUUCUUUCCUUUAAUAGAGAUAUUCAGAGCAUAAUUAAAUAUUAGUUUAACCCUUUUUGCCCCUAUCAAAAACUCCCCCAAGAUUAUUCAACCAGAGGAACAAAAGAAGAGGAUUCAGAUUGUCCGUUGGCAAAGACAAUGACUUUACAAAUGUGUCUUUUUAGGGUCCCAAAGGAAAAGCAGGAAUACCGGGGGUAGCAGGGAAACCAGGUCUACCAGGACUCCCAGGGGUGGAUGUAAGUGUCCAAUUAACACUCACACACAGAAAACUCUCAUGCUAACAUCAACACAGCCUGUUUGUCUUUGCAAAUAAAUGUGCUUAAACAGUAUUGUAGUAGAUCACGGAGUCUGACUGAUGUUCUUUUAUUACAGGGUUUGACUGGUCCUGAUGGUCCUGCUGGAAAAGAUGGACCCCCAGGGGAAGCAGUAAGUGUGUGUCAGUCUUAGAUCUUUCUCGGAUGCUGAGGAUACUCCUAAAAGUGCACUCAGCUGGGUUUUAUGACCUCUUCUACUCCAGACUGUCCUCCAUUAAUCAACCGGUUAAAGAGACGAGUAGAGCUUACAGACGCGUAUCUAUGCUAAACCCGUCAUGUUGGUCGGCUGCUGUUGUAUGAAGAUCUAUCAGAGGGUGUAUCGGGGACAAGACCAGUGUUUCCUCUGUCGGCCUGGAUUUGUCAAGGCGGCUCAGCCUCAUGGGGGGAAAUAUUUUUAAUGAGGGAUCAGAAUCGGAUUUAUUUCUGCUGCUUCCCUAAUCCGGCCCGGAAUGCACACUGUUUCCCACCAAUCUGUUAGACUGUAGGUGGAUGAUGAUCUGUUACCCCCAAUGAGAUGGAAACAGGUAUUACCCUUAGAGAGAUACAAAAGACAAAGCAUGGGACUACAUGAGCACUGCUACAUCUAAUGUGGAUAAACAGGAAGGCUGUUAUUUUCCACAUUAGAUGUAAGAUAUGAAAGAAUACAGAUUAAGGGGCCUUCACUGUUAGGCUGCAAAUUCACUGUCAAGACAGAUAAACCCCCCUCCUGGCAAUUCAACUAAUUAGCCAAUCUAAUGAGGAAGCCUGCAUCAACCAGCAUCCCUAAUUACACAGAUACUCCACUGUCAUGGCUGCUUGAUGGUGCUGAUGAGUCAGAAUCAAACUAGUGAUGUCUAAGAGCGUAAGCUAACUGUGCUAGCUCAUUAAAAUAAAGCUGCAAUAAUGAUAAUAGAAAUUUAAGGGAAUGUCUUCUUUUGUACUCAAUUAGUUUUGCUGCAUCACAUCUGGUUUUGAUUUUUCCGCCAGUGCUGUCUCGUUUGCAGGAAUGUGGAAUAGAGGUAACAUGUUUCUGUUAGGCCUGUUUAUUUUGAGUCUGAGACAACACAAAUACAGCUGUGACGGGGGAAACAAACAGGGGAGAACAGUGGCGCCGCAAGAAACCACAAAUGUAUCAGUGGAAGUGUUUUGUAGGAGUUUUAGAUAUAAUGGGGAAAAAGUGAUGAAACAAAAGACAUCCAUGCAACAGGUAUCGUACAGAAAAGUGAAUGCUAGUGAAAAAAGUGAACACAAGAAUGAACAGAUUUCUCACUACACUUGCUGUCAAAGCCACUUAUUUCAAUCAAAACCUCUAUUCUGAAUUGUAGUAUCAUCUUAAAGAUCAGCAACUUUGAGUUUGUGUCGAUUGUAGCGCCAACUGUGGACAGAGCAGGCUUUUCUUAUCUUGUCCUAAGUCAUGUUUUUUUUUUCUUUUUUAGACAUUUCAUUCUGCUAACUUCUGACAGCCAAAUGUACCAUCAAUUAUUAGAGAAAUUUUGCACAUGCUAUAAUUUAUCCCUAUAGUCCUACACUUUUUCUGUGUCCAUUCACUCUUUAUUGUUGGUAGAGUUUUAGAUGAAACACAGACAUAGGCUUUGAAAUCCAGAUUAAGAGUGUAGAUAAUGAUUUUUAAAAGACACUCCUUGUGCUUACUUUUUAUUAGCUGGAGUGUUACAAUUGUCUGAAACAUACAGGAAGUCUUAUAGUUAAAAUCACAGACACUAUAAGCCAGCAAAAACAAAGCAGAUUCAGAUAACACAGUAUGAAUCAUACACAUGAAACACUGGCAGCAACUCAAUGUGGCAAAUACAUGUAUUUUAUUAAUAAAGAGGCCCAAAUACAAAAUUACAUGAACUUGUUUUGUGUCCACAUAUGGCUGAACAAUCCAAUUUGCUCUGUCUGAUAAUGUCACAGAGAUUGAUUUUGUCUUCUUUUACACAGGGUGACGCUGGACCUCCUGGGCCCGCUGGACCUCCUGUAAGUACCUUCAUAAUCUGCGUGACACAAAAACAACCACAAACCAGCGCACAGCAAUCAUUCCUUUAGUCUUUUGAUGUGUAUCUGAGUGUUAUUACAGCGACGACAUUACCUAAGAUCUCCGUUUAUGUCCCCACCAAUCACCACACCUAAAGCAGUUUCUCUUUUUCAGUCUGCAUCUGAUAAUUCUUUGUUCACAAAAUCAAGCGCUUUGUGUUUCUUGUGCAGAGUCAAGGCUAUAACUCAGCUCUAAUAAGACUUUGAUGCCCCUAGGUGAAAAAAAAAAGAUAAUGAGGACCCCUUAAAGCCGCAGUGUCGCUUAUUGUUGGAAGAAGAAGAGAUAAUCAGAUUAUAGCUUUCUGUGAUCCGACUGGGCUGCAGAGGAACAUAUCCAGCUUACAGCGACAACCUGAGACAAACUUUCAAAGUGAAUUUAAUGCAGUAAUACAUCACAGGCUGGAUAUUGAUGCUGGGAGUAAAUCUAAUCACCCUCUCUGUGUUUGUGACUUAAUUUGUCUUCCUGUGUCUUCCGUAGGGCAGAGGGAGACCAGGAGCCGCAGUGAGUACACAGCUCUGCUUUUUUAAGACCAUGCUAAUGUGCAAAAAGACGAAGAGAGAGUGAUGUUUUUGGAUACGUCGUUUUAAAUUAACGUAGCAUGUUCUUUUGUUUCUAGGGACUUCCCGGAACCAAUGGGUUGCCAGGCGGAGUCGGACCUCAGGGUGCAGCGGUGAGUAUCUCUCCGGUUGUCCAAAAAACACAUCCUGUUGUCCUCCACAAGUGGUUACAUCCUUUAAUUGUCAGUGUCUAUUUUAUCACUGAAUGCUCCAUUUAAUCCCCAAUUGGCUGUAAAAAGCAGCUUCCAUAAGUUAUCAUUCAGUUAGUGUAAUGCAGGCAUAACUCCUACAGGAGCUCCUGCAGCAGAAAAGCUUGCACUGAUUGAAAUCGGGCAGUGCUUUACUGUUAGCCGUGAGUACAACCUUUCCCUAAAACCUUAUAUAAUGUAGCUGAAACAGGAGGAUAAGAAUAACCACCUGAAAGGGAGGACACUUCAGUAUGUGGACUGGACCAGUGUUCCCACAUGGUCACACUUUAUAUGGAUUAUCCAACAAUGAUACUCAGAGUCUGGGUUCCUAAAACUUGCCUUUCAUUUCCAGAACAUUUUUGUUUUAUUCCUAUUACUUGUGUUUUUGUUAUUUUUACAAGAUUAGGAUAACAAAAGAGAUCAAGUCAGUUUAGAUGCUGUGAGUCUUAUCAGAUGAUUAUUGUAUUUGACUGUGAUAAAACAAUAGGUCAAAUGACUAUUACUGAAUUUUGCAUCACCUUUGGUAGAUUCUAACAGUAAAAAAAAAUUCACACAUGUAAAAAUGUUCAGUUUGAAAUAACAAUUUGUUGCCUGAUAUGUUUAUUUCAUGGGAAAAGUUCAGUUACCUUGUUACAAAUUCAAAGAAGCACGUCUAGAGAGAUAUCCAAGAUCCAUAAAACAUGCACAUAAAUUGUGAGUGGAUGGCUCAAACUUGUUUCCUCAGUGUUUGUCCGCUGGGGGAUUCAGAUUUUUAAGUAGCAUUUUGGACCAGGAUUAGCUUCAAAACAAGAUUCAAGGGCACUAGAUCCUGCUCCUACAUCCCCGAAGUGAACUUAGACUGAACUUAGCAGUCUCCUAGAUUUAACUAAAGGUAUCAAACUCUGCGACAGUAUGAGGUGAGGCCCAGUUUGAGUGUGUUAACUUCCCUUCGUGCUGUUUCAGAUUUUCUCUGAUUGCUGAAGAAGCUACUAAGCUUUGUGAUUUUUAUUAUCAGGGUGCUGAGGGUCUCCCGGGACUUCCUGGACCUCCUGGUGCUGAUGGACCACCAGUAAGUAACUUUUGUAACAUGGAAGCUACAUGGGUUUUGAAUGUGAAUGGGUUAGUACAGUAACAGAUUUGUUUGGGGAGAGGGUCAUAGAGGAAGAAGGCUCUUCUGUCACUGAAUCGCUGACUCUCAUUUUGUCUUCGUCAGGGUCUUCCUGGUACUCUUCAAGACCUUAGUGGUGACCUAUUGGUAAGUUGUUCACUGUAGGAGCAGCAGUAAUUUGCAGAUACAUCCUCUAUGAUAAGUAUGAGUGGUGUGGAGUCCUCAAUGUUUGUGUCCUCUGUAGUGUCCUGCGAUCUGCCCACCUGGUCCCUCUGGUCCUCCUGGGAUGCCAGGAUUCAAGGUAAACAGAGUUUUCAUCACAGCUUGUUUGUUAUGCAUUAAAUGCAGCCUGAUAUAUCUUUGGGAAAUUUCUGAACUCAUGUCACCUUUAAGAGCACUGUUAGUGUGUAAGUGUGUGUACUUUUUGUUUAUGUAGGGUCACACGGGGCAUAAAGGAGACAAAGGAGAGCUUGGAAAAGAUGGAGAGAAGGUGAGUUUGUAGGUUGUGGAUAUCCAAGUCUUCAUUGAAACAUUGCUGUGGACUUUCCUCGUGAAAGAAGAAACAUCUAUGUUCAAGAAAUUGCGUCUACUGAGUACAGUCUGCUUGUGAUUUGGUGUCCUUUAGUAAGUGUCCUUUUCUGUCUUUAGGGUGAUGCUGGUCCACCUGGCCCACCAGGUAUUCCUGGGACAGUGGGUCUGCAGGUGAGUUUUACUCUCUCCUCAGAGAUUUCUUGAGCAUCCUGCGUGUGUCGAUGUUUUUAUGAAGCGUCAUGGUGCUCAAAUCCUGUGUUUCAGGGCCCACGUGGUCUCAGAGGUUUACAAGGCCCUAUGGGAGCUGUAGGAGACAGAGUAAGCAUCUUUAAGGACGGAUUCAUUCAUUCAUUUUACUAAUCAUGCAAAAACAAGUCACUGGUCAGGUGUUUACACACUGUGUUUCUGUCUCUAGGGUCUUCCUGGUUUCAGAGGCAAACCUGGCAUUGCUGGCAUAAUCGGGAAGACAGUGAGUCUCUCUUAGUUCGCAUCAUAGUUAAACCUAAAAAAAAAACGUAUUUGGUAGCAUAUCACAACUCGGAUAGACGGCUGGUCCCAUCAAUGAAUAGCUGUGUGUGUUUCAUCUGAUGUCUCCAGGGUGACGCUGGAGAAAAAGGACCACAGGGAUUCAGAGGACCCAAAGGAGAAAUCGUAAGGAGACUUUGAUUUGUGACUUUGAGCUUUGCAAGUACAAAUGAGACAUGAAAAUAAAACUGUAAUGUGUCUUUAAACAGGGUAAAAUCGGUCCCAAGGGAGGUCCUGGAGGAGCAGGACCCAAAGGAGAGCCUGUAAGUGUAUCCCAGAAAAUGAUAAUGAUAAUAAUAAUAAUAAGCACAAUGUGUAUUAAAUCACAUACGCUCUACUUCAUGUCUCCUUCAGGGUAUUCCUGGCAGAGAUGGCAAAGACGGAACUCCAGGAUUAGACGGCGAGAAGGUAAAUUUUGCAUGUUUUCAGCUUUUAUUGGUCACAUUAUCACUGUGUGAACAUGGCUGAUGUCGUGGUGUUUGUCUGUGUCCUCAGGGUGACCCUGGACGCCAUGGGGUUGUAGGGGAGAAAGGACCAAAUGGCCUACCUGUAAGUAUUUGUUCUAGGCUCUGUUUUUAUCCCAGUACCUACCCCCAGCACUCUUUUGAUGUGUUAAACUCAUGGGAAAGGAAUACUGGGGAAAGUUUGCAAGUAUCACACACCUAAACCUGCUCUGAUCACAUUUUUAUUUUCGUAUCGCUCAGAGAAAUCUUUGUUUUGUAUUUUCUCUCCUAGGGUCUCCAAGGAAAGGCUGGUACAAAAGGCUCCAAAGGAGGAGUUGUGAGUAUUACACCAGAAAGAUUUGAACCUAGAGGCUGAGAUUAAAACUCUUGAAGUUAACUUAAAUCUUUUUUUUUUCACACCAGGGGGAUCCAGGGAAGCCUGGGGAGACAGGACCCUCUGGAGAGCCAGGUAUUCCUGUAUGUAUCUGCUGGGCUCUUUAACAGGGGGGAUUACUGGGUCAUAGCCUCUCUGACAUGUCACUUAACCCUGCAACUUUUGACACUCUAGCACCUCGGCUCUAAACUUUACUGACUUGUUCUUAUGUCUUUCCCCGCAGGGUGAGAUUGGCAUCCCAGGAGAGAGGGGAAUAGCAGGACCCAGAGGAGUGGCUGUGAGUUAAUAGUUAUACUCCAAACCAAGGCAAAGCAUACAUACUCUAUCCAGAACCCAGUUUUUAACAAUGAGGUUAAGACCAAAGUGUACAUAUGAGCCCAUGGCAGAAAAGAAAACUAAAUGAAUGUAAAUGUCGUCUCAGGAGACCAUGAUGCAUCGCAGCAAACACUCUGAGAGAAAUAGAUUGAGCUCCUGGCCUGUGAGGUUAAUGGUACUCUGCUCUCCUUUGAGACUGAGUAUUGUGGUUAUACAGUAGCUUGUCAACAUGGAAUUUGUUAGUAAAAGAGGGCCCAUAAUAAGAGUGGGUAUUCAUCAAGCGGGACUUCAUAAACAAAAGGGACGUUGUUUUUUUUACAUCAGCCCCUGUGGCAAGAAAAAAAUAAAUCAAACAGCAAAGACAUUGAUCUACUUCUCUCGUACGCUGCGCUGCAUAAUGAAUCAUGUCUCAACCAAGCUCAUACCUUCUGUUUUGGUUCUUUGAGAAGUUAACAAGAAAAACAUCAAGUGGGAAACAUUACGAAUGCUCAGUUUGUUUCACCACCGAGUGAUCCUCACUUUGAAAUCACCUGACUGUAUCUAACAGGGGGGAAUUGGACCAGUGGGCAACCCCGGACCUGCGGGAGUGAAGGGCUUCCAGGUCAGUCGCAUGACAUUAACAAUUAUUAUCAUGUUUUAUCCUUUUUUUUUUUUCAUUUUUAUCAUGAUUUUUCUCACAAACUGUGUGCGCUGUACUCUAUAGGGAGUAAAAGGAGCCUUAGGAGAUCCAGGUCUUCCAGGUCCAACAGGAAUCCGUGGAGACUUUGGUGAAAGGGUGAGUUUGACGUGCGAGACAAUAUUAAAUGUGUCCUCAGGAUGAAUGACAUCACGCGGUGUUAUCUCUGUGCAGAGCUGCAGUUUUCACAACAUUGUUAAAUCAGAUCUGCUCGAUUAUUAUCAAAUAAUCACCUCAUUAUUUUCCCUAUUAUUCACAUAUCUAUCAAAGCCGUUUGUAAGAUAUCUAAAUGUCGUGAAUAAAAAUAAAGAUUUUAAGUUUUCCUGAAACUUAAUUUUUCUUUACUUUUUAAAAUUCUUUUUAGCAUCCAUCGUUCAAAACUGAAGGGAAAAAAAAGAAAUAAAGUCAACUCUCUUUUAAAUCAAGAUAAAAAAGUCCAUAUUUUGGCACAGUUGCCCAAUCUUUUGGUGCAAUAACUGUUAGAAAAUCCCAGUGUUAGCAUAUUGUUUAAUUCACCUGUAAAUUAAGACAAAAGACAUAUUAAAUUGAGGAAUAUUAUUAUGUUGAUUUAAAAUUGUGUGAUUAUAAAGAAGUUUAUGAUCCAAAACCUCCACUCACUGCAAUCACACCACUUGUAAGAAACAAAUGAAACAGAUUCAAACUUCAAAAGCAGAGACUAAUUUUCAUAAAGGACCUCCUCAAAGUUACUGUACCCUGCAUGCAGACACAGUCGGUGCAGAGAUAUAAGGGCACCCAGCUGAUACCAUCCCGUCCCUCGUCAGUGUUUGGAGUUCAAAACUCAAACCUGAAGGCAGGGAGAGAUCUCAGACACAGAGAGGCCUCCUGUUCAGAAUCCCAGGACAGAACAAAGCGGCUCUUUAUGCAGCUCCAGGUUCCCCUCAGCAAGCCCACCUCACUUCCCUUCAUCCCCCCGUCCGUCUGCCACAGCCGGCCCUCCACUAAAUGCCUCUUCACUUAUUCUCCGUCUUCUUUUUUUUUUUACCAUGUAGGGUCCAGUUGGAGCUUCUGGAGCCAAAGGAGACAUGGUAAAUAUGACCUCCAAGCUUUGAUUUUUCUUCAUGAGGCAUCGCUGUACAAUUUAAGAGACAUAAAGAUAAAAUAAAUUCAUCAGGCGACUGAAUCAGUUAAUCCAGAUCUUGUGUGUCUCUUUAGGGUGUGGCAGGAAGUGACGGUUUACCAGGAGAAAAUGGCGAACCUGUAAGCAUGCCUCUGAAUUUCAUGACUGCCAGCUUAAAAUGGUAAAACAUUUCACUACAUCUCAUCUUUUAUCUGUUGAGUAAAAACCGCCCUUGUUUGCAGGGUCCCUUUGGCCCAGUUGGACAAAAAGGAGAGGUAAGCUCUAUCAGUGUUAUUGUUUAUAUUAAUGAGUCUUCUGUCAGUGUUUAACUCUUUGCAGAGUCAAUAAACUGUUUUUUACACAUAGUACCGAUUUGCCAGUUAGCUCUGGAUAGUGUUGGAUCAGAUGUUGGGAGUGGGCGUAAUUCACAACACAAGUUUGUUCCAAACUCCCUCCACGCUAAACAAUGAAACCUGGUGCGUAGCUUUGAGCUGUCGCCCACUUGUCAGACUCUUUGCACAUGAUUCCGCUUCACAUUCCAGGUUUAAUAGGAUUAAUUAGAGAUUGGUACUGCUGCUGGAGCUUUAUUGGCCUGUUCGCCGCUAUCGCCACAAGGGAGAGAGACGAGUCGCAUUAAACUGCCGCGCAGUUUGUGCUAUGAGAGACACAGCAGUGAUGAGCCUCACUCUCGUGAUCUCAUUUACUGUUUGCUGUACGCAUUCAAGUAAUUAUCGAGCAACAAGACGCCAUAUGAAUCCGCCCCCACAUCGUCUCAUCAGACCCAGUUUGAUCUUCGGAUGGUGCUUAGUCAACAUUCAGCUCAAGCUUACUUGACUCAUGUUUUAAAAGAAAUCGUUGUGUUUUUUUUAAAUCAUGAAAAGUCAUCCAAGAGUAUGUGUUGAUUUUAGUCUGGGAAGCGAGGUGAGCUGGGACCAAAGGGCGUAUCAGGCCCACAAGGAGAGCUCGGGGCAAGAGGGCCCCCAGGAAAACAAGGACCCAUGGGCUUCCAGGGGGAGCAGGGUCAGCCUGGAAUCGCGGGAAAGACAGGUGUACCUGUGAGUGAUUUUAAAUCCUCCUAACUUGGGGUAGAGUUAAGCAAACUAAAUAUUGAAGUAAUACAAUUCUGAUUAAACUGUUUUUUGUUUUUUCAGGGUAAACUAGCAAGUGAGCAGCACAUCAGAGAGCUGUGUGGCUCUAUGAUCGAUGGUGAGAGAUCUUUUUGUUUUAAUCCACUUUAGCUUUGCCUGAUGGUAAAAUGGAAAAUAACCCUCCGGUGUUUUUGUUUUCUGUUGUCUUUUAUCUCGCAGAUCAGAUUGCACAGCUGGCUGCUAACCUCCGAAGACCCCUGGCACCAGGCAUGGUGGGUCGUCCUGGCCCUGCUGGGUCUGCAGGAAGCCCUGGUGUUGCAGGCUCUAUUGGGCAUCCAGGUGCCCGUGGACCUCCAGGUUACAGAGGUCUUCCAGGAGAACUCGGAGACCCUGGUCCAAGAGGUAGAAUAUAAAAUAAGAUUUUCAACCCUCUUUGAAAUUACUGACUUGUUUUGGACUCAAGCAAAGUUGCAACCAACUCCAAAACUUGUCAAAUACAGAAAGGAUUCCCAAAUAAUCACAAAUCUUGUUCCAAUACUCAUAUUUUCAUACUGUCUAAUAAAUAAAAUGGUCUUUGUGUCUUCACUACUCCAAUAAUAUUCAAAUCGAAGGUUUUUGCAUACUAAAAAGGGGAGUUGGAGCUUGUAAAGAGAUGUAACCUUCCUUCAAAGUCGAGUUAUCUUUAAGUAAUAUUGUGUCAAAUAAAAGUGGCAAAGAAAAAGUAAAAGUAUAGACAAAAUGGAUGUACUCUGGUAAAUUCAUUAAUUUCCCUCCAACAUUGAUUAAACUCGUCUAUUUUUUCCUUCAGGUGAUGUUGGAGAGGCGGGUGAUAAGGGAUCUGUUGGCAAAGCCAUUGAUGGCCCAUCUGGAGAUCAGGGAUACCAGGGUAUGUACACCGAGACCACAGCUUGAGCUGAUGGGAUCCAAUUUUUUUUAUGACCAGUUUAGAAGUUGUGAAAUUUUGCUGUGUGAGUAAAGUCUACUGUGGGUUAGUUUCUUUAAUUGGCAUCAACUACACUAACAGAUGUCCAGUUUGUCACCCCACCAGAAAACUCUGAUACUGCUGAGUUCAUUAAGCAACUUUAUGUUGGAAAAUAUCCUCCAAUCUAAAAAACAAGUCUGUUUGUCGUGAAACGAGGCGCAGAAAGGAGGACACAAUGGCGAGACAACGAAUCAGUUUGGCAAGGUUCAAUAAGGCAGGCAAAGGUAAACAACGGCUAGACUAUGACUGAAAAAAUACUGGAAGGAGACACGAGGUACAGCGAACUAGCGAGGAGACACACAAGGUUAAAUACAAGAGGUAAUGAGGGUGAUGGGAAACAAUGGGGAGACAACAUCAGGUAGCAGGUGUGACAAGACGGGGGCAGGGCAGACCAGACAGGAACAAAUCUAGACGACAGAGACAAGGGUUAGUCAACUACAAAAUAAAGCUGGAAAUGUGCAAAACAUAAGUGUGCAAAAAUAAUGGGAAGUAAAAGGAAACUUAACAGACAUGACACUGUUUCAAAACAGAGCCAACAGCCAAACUUUGCCUUUGCUUUUUUCCCUUUAGGUCUCCCAGGUGUACCUGGAAUUGUCAAGGAUGGGCGUGAUGGAUCUCCAGGAGAUCCAGGUGAGCCUGGAGAACCGGGCAGGGUAGGCAGGACUGGACACCAGGGACCUCCUGGAAUCUGUGACACAACAGCCUGCCAGGGAGCAGCAGCCGCUGGAAAAUCCUCCAACCCCAAAAACCAUUAAACCUGACUUCCUGCCACCUGUUGCCCUCCACCCAAGAGAGCAAGGCUGACACAUAAAGGAAUAAAGGAGUGGAGGAAGCAAGUGAUCAGAAAAAUGUCCUCUUUUAUUAAAAACCAGUAUCACAGGAUGGGAGGAGUAACAUCAGCAGGUGUGAUACACUGAGAGGAACAGAGGAACAUCUGAGGAUUGACACAAAAACAUGGCAACUGAGAGAUAAAAACAUCAAGAUGACAUCCAGAAAAAAGUGGAUAGAGGUAAAGAAGAGUUCAAGAGAAAACUGCAUCACUCCAGAUUCUACAAUAUCAAAAAACAAGACUUGACUUAUAAACAGCUGAAGAUGAAUGAUGAGUCCUUUUUGUAUAAAAACUGUACAUGUUGUUUCCAUGCCCCCUUUUCACCUUUGCCCGCAGCGUUCUGACAGAUGACACUUAAAAACAACAGUGACUGUCUCUAAAGUGAAUGUGCAUGUCAUCGCAAGUGUUACCUCAACAUGCAAGCUUACGGUGUGAAAUAUGGAAUUACAGAGGUGAAAGUAAUCUGUCAGAGAGCUGUGUGUGUGUACUGUCAAAUAAAUAAAAAGCACUAAUACACAGGUGCUAACAAAUUCUGUAGAUUGAUGGAAAAACCUUUUUGAUAGUCUUUUUUUACAGCUUUUUUUAUUACAUGUGAAUUUGGUUCUCUAGAGUUGAGAAUCAGAAACAAAAUAAAACGUGUGGAUGCAUACAUCAGUCAUUGUAAAAUCAAUUGAAGGAGCAAAGUAAUUAUUUCAGCAUUUUUUUUUUCCUGCAAUGACCACAUCCACUAUGUACUACCGGUGCUGUAACUAUUAAAUAUACAUGACCUUAAAUACUAUUUAUUAUUUGUGGGUGACUGUUGUAUGUACAGUAAGAUGCUACAGCGACAUGUUGUAAGAAAGAACAAAUAAAGCCACUUUUCAGUAAAA